AAGAAUUUUCCAAACAUGGGCACAAGCCUAGAACCUUGUACUUGGUCGGUCAGGUCCCGAAGUAGGUGGCACGACGUGGUAAAGCUAAACUUCACCCUGUUUUCCCAAAACUCACAAAAGACAGAGCCAGACAGAUAGAAACCGAUCUCCAUGGCAGCUUCGAAGGUCCAAGCUUUCUGGAACCACCCAGCAGGCCCUAAAACCAUUCACUUUUGGGCUCCAACUUUUAAAUGGGGCAUUAGCAUAGCAAAUAUUGCUGAUUUCUCAAAGCCACCUGAAAAUAUCUCUUAUCCUCAGCAAAUAGCUGUUACGUGCACUGGGCUUAUUUGGUCUCGUUACAGUAUGGUGAUUACUCCGAAAAACUGGAAUCUUUUUAGUGUUAAUGUUGCAAUGGCUGGGACAGGCUUGACUCAAUUGUCACGCAAAAUAACGCAUGACUACUUUUCCGACACAGAUGCAGCUGUACAAAAAGAAUGAUCACAAACCUUUCCGUAUGUACAUUGAGCUCGUGAUGCUAGCUUCUCUGUCUCUUGAUUAAUUUUCCCCGAGAACUGCAAUGUGAAGUACACCAAGAAAUCAGGCGUUUUUGUUGUUGUUGUUGUACUUUUGGUCUUAUUAGCUUGUAAUUUAAGUUUUUGAGUGUUUUCAAUUGACUACUCGUGCACGUUGCUUUGUGCUUAAAUUGAGAAAACCCCACAUUCUUUUAUCUUUGGAGCAACUUGAGAGACACUCCUGAGCUUGAACUUCUGGUGGAUUUGCCAUUGGAUACAAGAAUGUUGAUUGGAGAAUUGACUCAAGGUCCAUAAGUUUGGGGAUCUCUAAGAUCACUUUUCCUGUACAUUGCUGUUUUUCUUUAUAAGAAUUGAUUUACAAUAA
This is a messenger RNA of Prunus mume (Japanese apricot), 876 nucleotides long. Its product is annotated as mitochondrial pyruvate carrier 4-like. Gene Ontology annotation, cellular component: mitochondrial inner membrane. The record is from RefSeq and is a predicted model, not a curated record. Gene Ontology annotation, biological process: pyruvate import into mitochondria. Lineage: Eukaryota; Viridiplantae; Streptophyta; Magnoliopsida; Rosales; Rosaceae.